ACUGUCCUCCUCAUUCCUGGUGUAUGUGGUGGGAGUGUGUUUUUAGUUGCUGAGUGAGUAAGAGAUAGGGUUGGUUGUCAGGCUAGAGAAUAAUCGUUCUCUAGCCCUGUGUCUGAUCUGUGUCUGACGUGUGUGUGUGUGCGCGUGUGUGUGUCUGACCUGUGUGUGUGUGUGGGUCUGACCCCCGUGUGUGUUCUGACCUGUGUGUUUUGUAUAGAAGCAAUGAUCCCAUGCAUUCUCUGGAUGCCAGCAGCCUUAUUUGACCUGACAGCAAGAGGUCACACACAGAGCAUCCACCCGUACAUACACUGGGAAAGAAGAGAACAGGCAGGCGAGCAGAAUGUGAUUAACACACACUCACACACUCUAAUCUCUCGCUCUCUUUCUCGAUCCAAGUGUGUGUGUUCUGUAGUCUCGCCACAGGGUGUCGCCUCAGCACCUGGCCUGACCGAGGGAGUGAAUGAGCUCUUACUACAUUUACAGAGAGGCUCUCUGCGGUCUCUCUUUUCAUUCUCUCGCUCCCGGAGUCCAUUCUGCUAUCGGGUGUGUGUGAUCAAACGUGUUCUCCCUCCUACCUUUUCUCUCUUUCUCUCCGUUCCGUAUCUCUCAGUUUGCUCUGUUUACUCAGAGCGGCUGUCGUCGAGUGUGUGUGCGCGCCAGUAUGCCAUGUCGUCUCUGAGUUCGUCGUUUGUCCAGAUAAAACAUGAGGACCUGCGGUUCUAUGAGAACUGUGGAGGGGGCAGCUUUGGGAGUGUCUAUCGAGCACACUGGAUAUCUCAGGAUAAAGAGGUCGCUGUGAAGAAACUACUCAAGAUCGAGACUGAGGCUGAGAUACUGAGUAGCCUCAGUCAUAAGAACAUUAUUCAGUUCUAUGGCGCCGUACUGGAGUCCCCCAACUAUGGCAUCGUCACAGAGUAUGCGGGCGGAGGUUCUCUGUAUGAGUACCUCUCCAGUGAACAGAGUGAGGAGAUGGACAUGGAACAAAUCAUGACCUGGGCCAUGGAGAUAGCCAAAGGAAUGCACUAUCUUCACUCGGAAGCCCCAGUCAAAGUCAUUCACAGAGACCUCAAGUCGCGAAACGUGGUGCUGACGACAGACAAAGUGCUCAAGAUCUGUGAUUUUGGAGCGUCUAAGUUCCAGUCCCACACCACCCACAUGACAGUGGUGGGCACCUUCCCCUGGAUGGCCCCAGAAGUCAUACAGAGCCUACCUGUGUCAGAGACCUGUGAUACCUACUCCUACGGCGUGGUACUAUGGGAGAUGCUGACACGGGAGGUUCCAUUUAAAGGCUUCGAGGGGCUGCAGGUGGCUUGGCUGGUGGUGGAGAAACAAGAGAGGCUGACCAUCCCCACCAGUUGUCCGCCUAGCUUCGCUGACCUGAUGAAGAAGUGCUGGCAGGCCGAACCAAAGGAGCGUCCAGUGUUUAAGCAGGUGUUGGGGACUCUGGAGACCAUGUCUAAAGACAGCAGACUACCAGAACAGUGUAACUCCUUCCUACACAACAAGGACCAGUGGAGGUGUGAGAUAGAUGCCACGUUGGAGAGGUUGCGGAGGCUGGAGAGAGACCUGAGUAGCAAAGAGAAGGAGCUGGAGGAGAGAGAGCUGAGGCUGAGACUGUGGGAGGAGAGACUGAUGGAGAGGUCCAAUGUCACCCCUUUCUUCUCCCCCAUAGCAUCAGGCAUCAGCUCGGAGUCGUUCUUCCGUUCUCAAUCUCAGGAGUCCAACAGCGCCAAGAUAUCCUGCCUUAUCAGAACCCUCAGCAACGGAGAGAGGGAGAGGGAGAGGGGUGUGGAGGGAGGGAUAGACAGGGGGAUAGGGGGGUUCCAGUCCAUGAUUAGGGGCUUCUCAAGCAGUCUUGGGGAGACGGAUGGGGAUGGAGGGAUAGAGGUAACCUGGGGGGAGAGAGAGAAGGAGAGGGGGACGGAGGGAGGGAUAGAAGGGGGUCGGCUGGAGCUAGGGGAAGGGGGUCGGCUGCAAAUCAUGCUAAAGGGCUUCCAGGGUGGGAUUGGAGAGAUAGAUGGGGAGACUGAGAGGGAGGAGAGGGGAUGGGGGGAGACUGGGAGACAAGAGGGAUGGAGGGAGGUAACAAAGGAGGAGAGGGUGGUGGAGGGAGGGAGUAUGGAGGGAGGGAGGAUACAGUCCAUGUUUAGGGAGCUGAGUGGGGGGAGUAUGGUUGGGUUUGGGGAUAUGCUCUCUCUGGAUGAGAUUGGGGGGAUAGAGAGGAUAGGGGACAUGGAUAUGAAUAUGAACAUGGGGGAGAUAUGUGACCUUGGGGGGGUAGGGGUCAGGGGUGACAUGGCUAAUGUUGGGGUCAUAAGUCAUAAGGUCAGGAGUGAGUUAGGGGUCAGAGGUCAGGGGGUGCGGUCGGGGGUACAGGUGAGCAUGCGGACCACAUCCAAUCAGAACUCUUCUAAGACCUGUAGCGUGCGACAUGGAACCAAAAUCAAUAUGGCCGCCGCGACGCUGGACAUGAACAUGAUGGACCUGGGCUGGUCUGACGACGACAGUGACUAGGGGAACACAAACACAAUUUGAUUUUUUAAAUUGAAGCCAAAUGUAUACACGCCCCUGUGUGUGAGGACUGUGGGGCAUAAUAGUGAAGAAUUAUGAGCAGUGUGGAUUUCCUGCUGCUAACUGUCAUGUUGUUCUGGGCCCGGUUUCCCAAAAGCAUCGUAAUAAGCUCAUCGUUUAACCAAGUUCAUCGUUAGAACUAUGGGAUCCUAUGCUUGUAAUGAUGAACUUAGCCUGAUGCUGCUUUUUUUGGGGGAAAUCGUGCCCAUUGAAGCUUUUAAAGUGACAUGUAAAUGAUGUGCCAUAUUAACAAGUGUUACAUAGACCAUAGAGCACUUGAACACCACUCGUUAGUUGAGGCUAGGCCUAGGUAAAGGGUACCAUCCAAUGUUUUCUGCUUUUCGACUUGUACACUUGUUAGACGAUACAGUUGAUUUGUUCAAAAUACUAAGCUUUGAAUUAAUGGGUUCUUACUGUGAUCAAAUGUGUGAAACUAUUUUGCAGCUUGUACUGUAUUGUUUUUCAAUAAAUUCAGAAAAAGUACA
Messenger RNA from Oncorhynchus mykiss (rainbow trout), 3056 nucleotides. RefSeq lists its product as uncharacterized. NCBI's taxonomy places the organism in Eukaryota, Metazoa, Chordata, Actinopteri, Salmoniformes, Salmonidae. Gene Ontology annotation, biological process: protein phosphorylation. The record is from RefSeq and is a predicted model, not a curated record. Gene Ontology annotation, molecular function: ATP binding; MAP kinase kinase kinase activity. Gene Ontology annotation, cellular component: cytoplasm.